Messenger RNA from Papaver somniferum (opium poppy), 676 nucleotides. RefSeq names its product mitochondrial import inner membrane translocase subunit Tim13-like. The record is from RefSeq and is a predicted model, not a curated record. The transcript has 2 exons. NCBI's taxonomy places the organism in Eukaryota, Viridiplantae, Streptophyta, Magnoliopsida, Ranunculales, Papaveraceae. Bases 111 to 380 code for a protein of 89 amino acids.
GAGACUUUUGGAGAAGUGAAAUUAGGGUUGCUUCUUCUCAGAAAGAAUAGAAUAGAGAGAGGCGUUUUUUCUUCUAAAAAGAGACAGAAAGCAGUAGGAAGGAAGGAAGGAUGGAUUUCUCAUCUUCUUCAAGUGGUUCUUCUUCAUCGGGAUCUCAGCCUUCACCUGAGGUUUUCAUGGACCAGCUCAAAUCUCAGCUUGCUCAAGCUUAUGCGGAGGAAUUUCUAGAGACUGUCAGGGGCAAAUGCUUUUCUAAGUGUAUCACUAAGCCUGGAACGAGCCUGAGUGGGGGUGAAAGUAGUUGCGUCUCCAGAUGUGUGGAUCGAUACAUUGAAGCCACUGGUAUUGUUAGUCGCGCUCUGUUUAGCCAAACGCGUUGAAUUGUUACUGCUGCAGCAGGAUCUUUUAUCCUUGUAACUCAUCACUGGUAUAUUGGAAAGUUGCUACAGAACAUCUUUGAGUCCUGCUGGUUCAUAGUAGAUCACAAUCUUUAGACAUCUUCGUCGUUUAAAACUCGGUCUUUUUUUUUGGUUUUGAGAUAUGUUAUCCGAGAAGCAAUAGUCGUUAAUUCGUAGGACUAAAUGAUGUAAUGGCAAGUGAAAUUAAUUUAUGAAAUACCUUCUCUAUAUAAUAAGCAUACUCAAGGGUUGAACUAUUGUCUUCAACUUGUUCUUUA